ACGUCACUUCCUCUCAAGUUCGGCUGAACGUUUGGGUUCGUGGUACCCACGCGGGUUCAGCAUGCGCAUCGAGAAGUGUUAUUUCUGUUCGGGGCCUAUCUACCCCGGCCACGGCAUGAUGUUCGUCCGCAACGACUGCAAGGUAUUCAGAUUCUGUAAAUCCAAGUGUCAUAAAAACUUUAAAAAGAAGCGCAACCCUAGAAAAGUUAGGUGGACAAAAGCAUUCCGGAAAGCAGCUGGCAAAGAGCUUACAGUGGAUAAUUCAUUUGAAUUUGAAAAACGUAGAAAUGAACCUGUCAAAUACCAGCGAGAGCUAUGGAAUAAAACUAUUGAUGCGAUGAAGAGAGUCGAAGAGAUCAAACAGAAGCGCCAAGCUAAAUUUAUAAUGAACCGGUUAAAGAAAAAUAAAGAAUUACAGAAAGUUCAGGACAUCAAAGAAGUCAAACAAAACAUCCAUCUUAUCCGAGCCCCUCUUGCAGGGAAAGGAAAGCAGCUGGAAGAAAAAAUGGUGCAGAAAUUACAACAGGAUGUGGACAUGGAAGAUGUUUCUUAAAAACCUUACUGAAACAGUUUUCAUAAGUGCAUUUGAAAACCUCCUUUGAAGACUGAGAAUUUCUAAAUUGAUUUAUGUCUUACAGUCAUUCAAAUGAAAGGUGAUUAAAAAGUACACCUACAUUGCUCUCUGGAAAAUAUCAGAUAUAAUGGAUGCUAUGCUGCAUCUCACCUUUAAACCUUCUCUGAUAAUAUUCUUACAUAAAUCAUGAAAAUUCUGUUUGAGAUUAUAGAAGUUAAUUUUGGACAUAAAAUGGCCAUGCCAAUUGUAUAACAAUACUAACAGCACUUGUGUAAUUAAUGGCAAAAAUUUCAUGGCUAGUGAUGAGCAAAAAUAAAAAUUUCUUGGCAGAAAAACAUUCCCUUUAUUAAUGUUACAGAAGGGAGGAUACAAUAAGGAACUAAAAAUCUGCAUGAUAAUUAGUUUCAGGUAAUAUCUUUAGAUUUUGAUAUUUAUUUGGUGUAUUAUUAAGAGAUGCUUAAGUAUGUUGGUGUUUUGACCUAGUUUAACUGUUCUGAUAAGCAGUUGUGAAUGUUUGGGAUGAGAGUUGAAUACUCUUUUCUUGUAAUGGCCCUAUACUCAUAAUUUCCACUUUAGAUAAUACUCAAUUCUAACUUGAGAUACCUUGUAGAAUGAGCUUAAUUUUUUCAGUUUAGCAGUACUUCAUAAGCAGAGGAGUCCAUUACUUCUAAAAGUAUGUUUGGUUUUCUUUUAAAUGAUACUUGAUUGUUUUUGGAAAAUCAGGCUUGUGGGUAGAGCAUCUAUACAUUAUUUGUAUAUAAAACUUUUCUAAAACACAGGCCUAUGUAUUAUUUAAAGGUACUAAGCAAGGGCCUGUUAUAUCAAUUACUUGGAAGAAAAAUAAACUUCCCCACACACUUAGUAACAAGGCAGGAGUUAUAUUUAAAGAACAUACAUUUCAUGUUUCAACAGACAGCCAUCAACUUUUCAUGUACUUAAUUAUUUGACUUUACAGUGGUGUCAAAGCUAUACAGUGAUUCAGUAGAAACUGUAUACUUUGAAGAUUGAAUUUUGAUCUUUUCCCGGGCUAGUGAUAUGCUGUACAGUGUUCUCUAUUGAUACUGGUCAGUGACAGUAAGAUGCAGGUUGAAGUUAGCCAUUCAGUAAGGUAGGUAAUUACACAACUGAUAAAUACAGUUCUCUGUGUUUCUAGUAUUGAAAGGAACCUAAUCCACUUCAGUCUGUAGGCUGAAAAUUACUGAAGUGUCAAGAGUGAUUAGCAACAGAUUAAUAUAUGUGCACAGAGGCGCCAAGAAUAUUAACCUACAUUUGGUCAUUCCAGUGAAAUUAUAUUAUCUCUAGAAAUGGGGCAGUAAAUUUAGGAGGGUAAACAGAAUGAAGAGUUUUGUAAUUAAAGAAAAGGAAUUACACAAGGCUCACCUAUAGAUGCAUCAAAAACGGGCUUUGCAAGCCCAGAUCUGGAUAAUAAAACUAUCAAGGCUGUUUUCCCAGACCACCAGAGAUUCCUGUUUUUUGGGAGAUCUAAGCAAAACAUCAUUCUUGGAUCUUUUCUUAAUUAGCAUAUCAUUUGGGCACAUCCUAGGGCAGCCUGUCUCUAGUCCUAACACCAGUAUUUUCCACCUAAUGAUAUUUCAACAUACGAUGCAUUUAUUAGGAUAUAAAUCUAUUAGAAGUCAAGGAAGAUCUAUAUAUAUACUUACAUUUAAUGCUUUUGCUUAUAUCAAGUAACUCAGUUUUCAUGUUUUUUUGAGUGGAAUUUGGAAUUACAGAUUCUUUAGACCAUAGGAAUUAAUGCCUAAUUUUUAAUUUCAGUAUUAGAUACUGAAAAAGCGAAUUGUUCAUUGAAUCAAGUAUUACAAGACCUGUAUCCAGUGUAUGCCUUUUCACUCUUACUUGUCAAGUUAAGACUCAGGUGAAACAUUGAUUUAUAAUUAGGGGAAAUGAUUUAUGCAAUCAAAGAUAUGUAAAAUUUAUUGACUUUUAUUACAAAUUGUAUUAUUGCUGAAUAUUUAAAUUUUAAACACAUUUUUAAAGAGAUAUUAUUAGAAAGUAAGUUUUCUGCUAUGCCUUUGCUUUGAGUGAUUAAUUUUGGGGAAAAUAGAGCCUUUUUGAAAUGAAGAGCUGACACUGAAGCUCAUGUUUAACUUCCCAGAAUUUCUCAUAAUUGUCAGGACUUCAUAUUAUUUUGAGACCCCAGAUCUCAUUAUAAAUUAUGAAUGUAAAUAUCAGUUUUAGCCCCCACAACUUUCUAAACUUAAUUGUAUCACCAAGUUGAGUUGUCUCUUAAAGUACUGAGGGCUUUGUACUAUGCAGAGAGUUAGCAUGAGCAUGGUACAGUGCUUUUAGGCUACUGUUUUUUAGUUUGCAUGGUUGAGACCUCUACUGGACAGUUAACAUAACACAAAAGUAUAAAAUUGUUCAAACACUAUCCAGAAUUCUUACAUUUGUAAAUUGUUUAAAGGUCAUCUGAGGUUUGAUUGUCACAUAUUUUUUAUAAACCCUGUAAAAGUACCCACAAAAAAUCCCCAUUUCUAACAAAAUAGGUAUCGUAGCAAAAUAUUAUAUAAAGGAGUUUGAGAAGGACCUACUUAUUUUACAAUAUAUCAUUUUAUAGAUAGGAAAAUUUUAGGUUUUUGGUAACUUACUCUUUGUCACACAGAAGAUGGAGGAUGUGGGGAUUUAUGUUCUUACAAGUUUGUCUACAAAAUUGCCCUGCAUUUACAUAUCAAUAGGAGAGACUUACUCAGAGCCACACAGAUCCUGUCUUCACAUGAUUGCAAGUUGACCCUCAACCUGUGACUUGAUUUCUUCAUCUGAAAAAUGGAGAUAAUAUGACCAACUCUGGAUUUUUUGUAAGUCAGUCAGUACAUGUAAAAUGGUCAUUUCAUGGCUACCACUUAGUAGGAUUGGUUGUGUGACCAAAUAAAACUCAGCAGUGGACUUUUGACUUGGGAAAAAAAAUGGAGGGUUUUAGGGUUUGGGGAAAGGUGUGGCUAAGUUGAGACAGUUUACUCAGUCCAUAAAGACAAAUAAAACAUUAAUUUUAGCCUUUAAAUCAGCAGGUAAAUUCACUUAUUAGGAAGAGUUUCUCAUUCCCCAAAUAUUAUUUGUGGUGAAGAUUGGGAGUUGAAGGUAUAUUUCUGGGUUGUCAGGUAAUCGUUUAGAAAAUGAAUUGUCUCAAAAUUUUAAGGGAUAAUUUACACGAUAUAAAGAAAGUUUAUUUUUCCCCUUAUUCUCUAGCUUACAUUAAAUAGAGAUUUGGAUAAAGAUACUUUGAUCAUUUAGGUUUAUGAUUUUAAUUGUAAUACCAAAUAAAGACUAUUAACUUGCAAAAGUUAACAUGGCAGCUUGUUGAAAGUUCGAAGGGGAAAAAUCAAUAUUAAAAUUAAUUCCAAAACCUAUAGAAAAAAAUUCCAAAGUCUACAUUUAUCAAGUGGGAAAAUAAAAGGUAACACAAAUUUUACUUUCCAUGUCUUUACACUGAAUGUAUCAGUCAGCCUCAUGUUUAUUUGAAUUAUAUCUGUUAAUGAACUUUUAAGGGUAAGUGUCCUUUUUUAAAAUGUAUUCUUAUGUUCUUGAUAUUUACCUUCUGUAUUAUGAUAUAAACCCCUGAUUUAAGGUCUACUUGAAUUCUCCCUAAUAUUUGAUUUAAAAAAUCUUGUGAAUCUUUAUUGAAACUCUUGAGAGGGGAUUGGAGGUGAUGUUUUUGCCAUGUGACCUUUGCCAUGGGGGAUAUAGUUACCUGACCUGAGAAUGUAGCCUGUCUUUUAAUUUCUUUGGAUCCCUAUGAUCCUGCUGAAAAAUUUCCUUUUACUAAAGUUUGUACCAAGAAAUCUUGACUGAUAGAUAUUUCCCUAACCUCAUUAGCAAAUUUGGGCAGCAUAUUUCUUUCAUAAUCUCUAAGAGUGCAGGGAUAGUUGGUCUUAUCCCAGUCAUGUGUUAGGUACCAGUGCAUGCAUGGCUGGUAAAUAUGCUAAGUGGAAAAUAUGUAGUCUUAUACUUGGCUUAAUUCCUGUUUAUUUAACUAAAAAAACGGUAACUAGAAAGAAAGUCAGUCAGUUACUACACAAAGAAGUAGAGAAAAAGAAGCAGUAAGAAAGGAAGCAGCCUGCCUUUGAUUUUUGACAUUAAUUAAAUCUGCACUGUUGGGAAGACUUGUUGAAGAGCAACAAGUCUUGGGUUGUAUACCUGAUUAUACUGCUUACAUCAAAUUGUCUAACAAUGAUAGAUCAACCUGCAUUUCUGGGAUUUACUAGAGCAUAUACAUACCAUGAAAUCCCAGAAAGGACCUGUUUUGACAGGUGGGUUUUUUUUUUUUUUAAGUUUUGCACUUAACAACUUGCUCUACUGAUAGGCUAAUACUCUAUUUCAAGAGCCAGAGUCAAAAAACCAGAAAUAAGGACAACUAAUUGGCAAUAAAUUGCUAAAACAUAAAAACUACUCUAAAGCAAUGCUAAUGAUCUAAAAAAUAUAGGUGACUGCCCCUGUUUGAGGAACUCUGUCUUCAGAACAACUUUUAAAUAUUUGGCUUUCUUUAAUGUAUAUAUGUUUGGUUUGAUGUUAAACCAUGACUCUUAAACACCAGUGAAAUAUAUGCCAUUGCAAUCAGUUUUCUAGAAUAUGCCUAAUGAUAAUGUCCUAUAUUUUCUCAAUACCAGGGAAAAGCAAUGUAGUUAAUGAACAAAUAUUAAAGG
Condylura cristata (star-nosed mole) is the source of this 5229-nucleotide messenger RNA. RefSeq names its product ribosomal L24 domain containing 1 (gene RSL24D1). NCBI's taxonomy places the organism in Eukaryota, Metazoa, Chordata, Mammalia, Eulipotyphla, Talpidae. Bases 62 to 553 code for a protein of 163 amino acids. The record is from RefSeq and is a predicted model, not a curated record. Gene Ontology annotation, biological process: translation; ribosomal large subunit biogenesis. The transcript has 6 exons. Gene Ontology annotation, molecular function: structural constituent of ribosome. Gene Ontology annotation, cellular component: nucleolus; ribosome.